Molecule: messenger RNA, 882 nt
Organism: Physeter macrocephalus (sperm whale)
Lineage: Eukaryota; Metazoa; Chordata; Mammalia; Artiodactyla; Physeteridae
Product: activator of 90 kDa heat shock protein ATPase homolog 1-like
Exons: 3
Coding region: 1-882 (293 amino acids)
Biological process (GO): positive regulation of ATP-dependent activity; protein folding
Cellular component (GO): cytosol
Molecular function (GO): ATPase activator activity; protein-folding chaperone binding
Source: RefSeq, a predicted model, not a curated record
AUGGUGCUGAAGAGGACAGAGAGAGAUGCUUCAAACUGGUCCACAGAUGAGCUGAAAACACUGUUCCUGGCAGUGCAUGUGCAAAACGAGGAAGGCAAGUGCGAGGUGACAGAAGGGAAUAAGCUUGAUGGAGAGGCAUCUAUUCACAACCGCAAAGGCAAACUUAUCUUCUUUUAUGAGUGGAGCAUCAAACUAAACUGGACAGGUACCUCUAAGUCUGGGGUGCGGUACAAGGGCCAUGUGGAGAUCCCCAAUUUGUCUGAUGAAAAUAGUGUGGCUGAAGUGGAGAUUAGUGUGAGCCCUGCCAAGGAUGAGCCUGACACAAAUCUUGUGGCCUUAAUGAAGGAAGAAGGGGUGAAACUUCUAAGAGAAGCAAUGGGAAUUUACAUCAGCACCCUCAAAACAGAGUUCACGCAGGGUAUGAUCUGGCCUACAAUGAAUGGAGAGUCAGUAGACCCAGUCGGGCAGCCAGCACUGAAAACUGAGGAGUGCAAGGCUAAGCCUGCUUCUUCAAAAACCCAGGCCAGACCUGUUGGUGUAAAACUCCCCACUUGUAAGAACACCCUUGGAGAAACCUUCCUGACAUCACCAGAGGAGCUCCAUAGACUUUUUACCACCCAGGAGCUUGUUCGGGCCUUUACCCACGCUCCUGCAAUGUUAGAAGCAGACAAAGGGGACAAGUUUCACCUGUGGAGGUUUAAAUCUUGGCCAGAAGGGCACUUUGCCACCAUCACCUUGACCUUCAUUGACAAGGAUGGAGAGACUGAGCUGUGCAUGGAAGGCCGAGGCAUCCCUGCCCCUGAGGAGGAGAGGACACGGCAGGGCUGGCAGCGGUACUACUUUGAGGGCAUCAAACAGACCUUUGGCUAUGGCGCACGCUAA